Plasmodium inui San Antonio 1 is the source of this 1557-nucleotide messenger RNA. Its product is annotated as glutamate dehydrogenase (NADP+). Bases 1 to 1557 code for a protein of 518 amino acids. Gene Ontology annotation, cellular component: cytosol. NCBI's taxonomy places the organism in Eukaryota, Apicomplexa, Aconoidasida, Haemosporida, Plasmodiidae. The transcript has 3 exons. The record is from RefSeq and is a predicted model, not a curated record. Gene Ontology annotation, molecular function: L-glutamate dehydrogenase (NADP+) activity.
AUGAUUUUAUACCUCUCUGCCGUGGCCCUUCUUGCCAUAAUUUCCGGCGUGGGCGGACUUUCGAAGACCUACCACCUCAAGUAUGUCGUGCCAGGAUUUAUCUCCACGGAGGUUGUUAAAGGGGCACACGUCCAGGGCAGAGGGCGGGCCAAGCUCCGCAGCAGCGCGCAAAGCUACGGGUACAGUGAGCAGCGCUACGGCUACAAUGGGAGCGGUUCGCUGGACGACAAGAUCGACCUCCUGCGCGAGAGAGUUAAAGCAAGAAAUAAAGAAGAGCCAGAAUUCCUUCAGGCAUUCGAAGAAGUCCUAGUGUCACUGAUGCCCUUAUUCAAAAGGAACAAUGUCUACCUGGGGGUACUGGAAAACAUUGCUGAGCCAGAGAGAGUAAUCCAGUUUCGAGUCCCAUGGGUAGAUGACAAAGGAGAGCAUAGAAUGAAUCGAGGCUUUCGAAUUCAAUACAGUUCUGUGUUAGGACCAUACAAAGGAGGUCUCCGUUUCCAUCCCAGUGUCAAUUUAAGCAUAAUGAAAUUUCUAGGGUUCGAGCAGAUAUUUAAAAACAGCUUGACGACGCUACCUAUGGGUGGUGGGAAAGGUGGCUCCGACUUUGAUCCGAAAGGGAAGUCUCCAAAUGAGAUCCUCUCAUUUUGCCAAUCGUUUAUGACGAACCUGUUUAGGCAUAUUGGCCCGAAUACGGAUGUCCCCGCAGGAGAUAUCGGUGUCGGAGGAAGAGAAAUUGGGUACCUCUUUGGACAAUACAGAAAGUUAAGAAAUUCUUUUGAAGGAGUCUUAACAGGGAAGAAUAUCAAAUGGGGUGGAAGUAACAUCAGGACGGAAGCUACUGGGUAUGGGGCAGUCUAUUUCGCAGAAAAUGCACUCGCUAAGAGGAAUGAAAAUUUAAAAGACAAACGUUGUGUUGUCAGUGGAAGUGGAAACGUCGCGCAGUACUUAGUGGAGAAGCUUCUUCACAAAGGGGCAAUCGUCUUAACUAUGAGUGACAGCGAUGGGUACAUCUUAGAAGAGGGUGGGUUCACCAAAGAGCAGCUAGCUUAUGUGAUGGAAUUAAAAAAUGUCAAGAGGGGAAGACUCAAAGAAUAUGCAGAAUGGUCCCCUACCUGCAAAUACGUUGAGAAAGGGAAACCCUGGGAGGUCCCAUGCGAUCUUGCCUUCCCUUGUGCCACUCAGAAUGAGAUUAAUCAAAGUGAUGCUGACCUGUUAAUAAAGAACCAAUGUAAGAUGAUCAUCGAGGGGGCUAAUAUGCCUACCCACAUUGACGCCAUGCGCUUAUUCAAGAAGAACGGAGUUGUGAUCUGCCCCUCCAAAGCUGCCAAUGCUGGGGGGGUGGCUGUCAGUGGACUGGAAAUGAGCCAGAACUCGAUGCGGCUGCAGUGGACCGCGGAGGAAACGGACCGGAAGCUACAAGCCAUCAUGAGGAGCAUUUACGAGCAGUGCGACGGCGCGUCCAGGCUUUACCUCGGCGAGUCUGACCUCGUCGCGGGCGCCAACAUCGCGGGCUUCCUGAAGGUGGCCGACUCGUUCCUCCAGCAGGGUGGUCUCUAA